Molecule: messenger RNA, 2988 nt
Organism: Pocillopora verrucosa
Lineage: Eukaryota; Metazoa; Cnidaria; Anthozoa; Scleractinia; Pocilloporidae
Source: RefSeq, a predicted model, not a curated record
AAGGUGUAAGCUUUUCAAGCAGCCGACAAUUUCCAUUUUCAUCCAGCUGGUUUCAGCCGUGUCGACAUAUACUAUCACUUGCCGUAUAAUUGACACGUGCGUCAUACAUGUAAAAUCAUCAACUAAGCAGCGAAUUACAUCCAUUACAAGCCGUCAACAUUUGUCUUUUCUGUCCUCGGUCCUCCACCGUUGUAUGUUAACAUCAGGAUUAGUGUCCUGUGAUCUCUCUAUCGAAUCCUGUGUUUUUUCCUUUCGUUUGGCUCGACUUUCGACUGAAAUCAGUUGCCAUGUUGGGAAGAUUGAAGCGCAGUUUUGACGAUGCACAGAGUCGCUUAAAAUGCAGGAAGCUUCUUGGAAUCGGAGGGAAGGAACCGAGUAAGGUUCUUCAGGUCCUUGGCAGCCAUGAGUCAUACUUCAUAAGUAUACCGAGAGGAUACGAAACAUGGCAAGUGGUGGUACCAGUCUUCCUCUCUGUAGUAUCAAUUAUGUUGAUGAUAUUUCCAAGCUAUUGUUUACGUGCUCUGGGCGAUAGUAAAGAAUCUACUAGUUUCGCCGGUGCUCUAAGUUGUCGACUGCUGGCAAGCGCUUUGAUAGGGAUCGCUGGUAUAUCAUGGGGAACAAAGCCUAUAACUAUAUCUUCCAUAAAGCGUAUUUUAUUACUCCACUCUACGUACUGCGGGGCAGCAACGUUGUUUUUGGCCGUGGCAUGCAUCUCUCUCCGCACCAGAUUCCUCAUCGCGUUGACCGCUAUCCACGCCAUCGUUGCUGCGGUCAGUUUAUUCUACUUUGUAGCCGUGCGCAAGUUAAACAAACCCACUCCAGAGAAACCCAAUGCUAAGAACGGCUACGAGGAGAAUCACAUCAACUGAUGUUUGCCUGCAUUGACGUGGAGUUUACAACCCUUCUGUGGAAGGUAGCGAGCUGUCUACAUUGCGCUGGUUGUCUCUUAAAGAGCCAUCCCAUACCGGCAGAACAGUGCCUUCUUUUGACGAAGCCGCGCUUUUUAUUGAUGGAAUAAUCUCUCGUGCCAGAUGGGUAAACUUAAGACAAACGGUAAUGUUCCCUAAUAAAGACAAGAGUCGUUAAAGGCUUGUUAUAUAUCUUGGAUAGCUUAUUUUCCUGCCUUACCCCCUCCCCCUCGCAUUUGUAUUUGUCUAGUGUACGCUAUCAAGCGCGAUAGAAAAGGUUUCGUUGUGUUGUUCAUGUUGACAAGUCUCAGAGUAAUUUUUUAGACAAGGUAAAAAUUAGUAUAAGAAAAUUAAUAUAAAAGGCGCGAGGUUUGUCGGAACGAAAAUUGUCUGGGUUGAGGUAUAGGGUCGUCUGUUAAUUUUAUGGCUGUGUUGUAUUGACUGGAGUCGUGGCACUCUUUGUUUGAUAAAGUAAGGUAUAUGUUGCGCAGAGUUAUUUUGUUACAGGCAUUUUCCGUUGACUUGAGUAUCCGUUUUCUUUUCUAUCUUAAUAGUUUUAUUUGUAAAUAGUUUUUUUAUUUGUUUUACGUUAGUUUUCUACCAAAUGCUCGAGUCAGCGAUAUGUUUUCGGUUCCAAUAUUAAAAAAAAAAAAAAACCUACGGGGUAUUUUUGGACACAUUCUUGCGAACUGAUUUGGACUUUGAGAAUCUAGAUCAGGUGAAAUGAAAAUUGAUAAACUUGCUGAAUAAAACGCAAAUCUACGUUUGAAGGAAAACAGGUGGAGACUACUUAGACGGCUAAAAUGAUGAAAUUGAAUAUUUCCCGAAGAAAAUUGUGAGUUUUUCGAUCGAAAUGAUACCCAUAUUUAUGGUAGACGUGUAAAUACUUGUAGGAGACGGCUUCGUUCGCAGGAAAACGCCGGUUGCGAUUGGUGUUGAAGGUGAUGUUACUCGAGACGAUUUUUAAUCCCUCUUUAUCCGCAUCGUUUUAGCUCGGGCUCCAACGCGCCAUUUAGUCAAUCUUCACCAGAGGUGAUUGGCCGUGAGAUUGACGCGAGAUUCCUGACCAAUCAUGCAAGGCAGUUUUAAUGCUCGGUCAAAAUGAAUACGAUAGGAUUUGUUAUAUAGUCAACCAUUUACACCCUCGCAUCAGGUGGCAUAUUCUCCAUAUUGUUCUGUUUACCUUUCCUGUAGUUCAAUCAAGAGUCUUUGGUUGACGACGGUUCAUUUUUUUUUAUUCUCGUGUUCUUGAUUCUUGAUUCAGCAGUGAUACUUUAGGAGAAGUUAGAUGCUAGACGCUUUGAGGGUUUAAAGAAUUAAGUUUGUUAUUGUUACUUAAUGUGCCUAGUCUUGUCUAUCGAUCAAGAUGCGAGAGAAUGUUACAAUAUGACAUGGUGAUUUGUAAAACGGUAAACGGCUUGAACUUCAGAGUAACAGCUGAUUCUGUAUUCUGCUCGUCCGUGUGAGGGCCGUGCUAAAAGGGGCGGUUACCUCAGAGGAAGUCAUCGUCAUCAUAAUCAACAACUUCCGCACGAGUUGAAGAAACGUCAGGUCACAGAAGACGUCAAAAUAAGGUUAGAAACAUGCACUUCGUGUGUUACCGAUUUUUUUACCACAUUUUGAAGUCUUCUGUGAUCUACUACUGAACAGACCCACGGCAACAUAGAAUCUAUUUGUUUUUGUAUUAUAAAGAAGCAAAAUGUUGCUUAUUGUGGUGUCAACUUUGUCUUUCCUCCAAUAGAUCAUAAGUAUGAACCACUAAGAAUACGUGUAGACCUCAGCUUGUCGUAGAACCGUUUCUAGAUUACCCUUACGUGCACGAUCAGGUUACGCGCUCAUAAUUUGAACACUCCACUAGUUGUUAUGUGAUAAAAGGUAAUUGAAACUUUUAACGAAUUCACUUUUCGUGGAGGGACAGAAACGCUGUCAUUGUACCUGUUUUAGAUUUUGGAACUGUUUGUAUGCUCCCUUUCUAGUGUAGAAUGUUGUAAAUGUAAACAUAACGAAACCAUCUUGAACAUUGUACAUUGUAAGCACAAAUACUUCUUGAAAGUCAUAAAUAAAAAUUUUGCAAACUCGA